Messenger RNA from Talaromyces marneffei, 2082 nucleotides. RefSeq lists its product as uncharacterized. The record is from RefSeq and is a predicted model, not a curated record. Gene Ontology annotation, molecular function: DNA binding; DNA-binding transcription factor activity, RNA polymerase II-specific; zinc ion binding. Lineage: Eukaryota; Fungi; Ascomycota; Eurotiomycetes; Eurotiales; Trichocomaceae. Gene Ontology annotation, biological process: DNA-templated transcription; regulation of DNA-templated transcription. Bases 1 to 2082 code for a protein of 693 amino acids. The transcript is spliced from 12 exons.
AUGACGGAGGCUCCUGCUGUGCUACGACCGAGAAUAUCUAAAUCCUGCGACGAAUGCAAAGCCCGCAAAGUCCGCUGCAUACGUGCUCGCCCAGAUACUUUGAAGUGUAAUAAUUGCCUUAGACGAGACCAGACAUGCCAUUUCAGCCAGACGAAGCGGAAACUGAAAGUCAAAGACUCAGAAGAGCCUUCUUCUAGGCCAACUUCAUUGCCUCCCACACACUCGCCACUUGAGGCAGAACAACAUGGUGCACCACGAAAACCGAAAUCUUCACCCUCGAAGUUCUAUAUCGAUCGGCUUUUGGAAAGCCGUGAUACUCACGGGAUUGGUGAGCUGAAAUUCGAAUCAUGCAUCAUCAAGGCAGGAGAGAGUUUCGCGACCAGCUCCAGUCUUGCAUUUUUCUCCGAAAGCAGAAUUCGUUCUUUGACUGGACGCAUCGGACAUGACAGGCUGCGAGAACUCAUCGAAACCAUUGGUUCAGUAAUCAAUGCCAGAUUGAACCGUAAAGACGAGGAUACAAAAACCAUGUUUCGCUUUUCUCCGAUCACUUUCAAGGGACCCUCUACGCCAGUGGAGGUGGCUCCGGAGGCUGCGAGGGUAUAUAUUGAAGCAUAUUUUAAGCAUGUCCAUCCAAUCCAUCCUUUCCUUGAUCGCGCAGAAUUCGAGCAGAAGGCCUUGAGUUAUGAUUUGCUCCAUCAUUUGUCUUCAAAUGCCGCUUUUUCAGCUCUUUAUCAUACAGUUCUUGCUAUGGGAGCCCAAUAUACAGAAGGUGGAUCUUUUGAGGCCGGUCAAGGCAAGCCCUGGAAAUUGUACCAAGUUGCCUUGGGGCUGUUUUCGGAUAUUCUGCUACCCAGAGAAUCUCUGGUAAACCUACAGGCAUUAACUGCUAUGUGCAUCUUCGCUCAAAACCUGUCAUGCAUACAAAUAGAGCAGACUUUGAUCUCGGAGGCCGCAAGAAUGGCCGGAGCUUUAGGUUAUAACAGAGCCACCAUGAAUGAUUCAGCGCACAGAAACUUUUGGGUUGUCUACAUUCUCGAAAAGACAUUUUCAUUUUUCAGUAGUGUUAGCUCGAUUAUCAGCGAUAGGGAUAUAGGCUGCCCUAUUCCAGAAAUACAGGAAGCGGUACACGGAGGUGUCGACUGGUUUUACCUAUUUGCUCGCUUUGCUAGGCUGGUAUCAGGGGCUUAUGAUAUGCUCUACACAGUCUCUGCUACUACGAAGACCCCCGAAGAGUUCUAUGAAUCUAUAGACAUGGUAUACCAAGAUUUGGAAAAAUGGCGGCUUUCGGUCCCAAAAGACCUACGACCUGGGGAUCCGUUUCGACCUGAGAGUUGCAACUCUCCAUGGACAAUUACAGUUUCUUUGAGGGCUCACUUCUUUUAUACAUCCCUGAUAAUGUCACUUUGUCGACUCACAUUGCAUCUUGGCGCUGGGACGGAGUCUCCUCGAAUCGAAGAAGCUAAAAAGCGACUCAUGUAUACAGCACGACACAUCAUUGAACUCACGCAUUACAUCGAUAUGCAACCUCACACUUCGAUCUGGAUUCUCGGGGUUAUGCCACUAUCAGCUCUGUUUGUUCUUUUCGACUUCGUCGUUCAUAAUCCAUACCACCCGGAAACUAGCACAAACCUGACAUUCUUGGAUGUCGUUGGCGCAUAUUUCACUCGUCUGGAGUUCUCUACUGGCGGUUCGCUCCCGAGUUCUCUGAUGGCGGAGUUUGCCCUCAUAGCACGCCAAUUCAUGCGUGACAUACAGUUGGGCAACAGAGAUCGGAGCGGCAAUGCGAAUAGUAACUCCCAGUAUCAACCACCCACGGAGGAAAAGGACUACUCCGAGCCUAUAAAACCUUACAAUCAGACGCGGGAGGUAAACCAAGCAUUAAUCUAUCAACCCCCCCAAAUGCCGCGAGUGGAGCAUAUGCCAGCAACAGCACAUCAAGUUAUGAAUGGGGCCUCUAUGGCUUAUGUGGACCAGCUAUUCUACCCCACCGACGAUCUACAACCGUUUAUGACAAGCGAGCUGGGUUCAGGGUUUGAUAUGACGGGUUUGUUCGAUACCAUGCUGCCUAAUUUCCAAUUGUAA